Messenger RNA from Hippoglossus stenolepis (Pacific halibut), 3143 nucleotides. RefSeq names its product guanine nucleotide binding protein (G protein), beta polypeptide 1-like (gene gnb1l). The record is from RefSeq and is a predicted model, not a curated record. Gene Ontology annotation, molecular function: protein binding. The transcript is spliced from 7 exons. NCBI's taxonomy places the organism in Eukaryota, Metazoa, Chordata, Actinopteri, Pleuronectiformes, Pleuronectidae. Bases 613 to 1599 code for a protein of 328 amino acids.
CCUCCCUCCCUGCUCUUAUUUAUGAAUGGCAGAAUUUGACAAGGGGACAGCUCAGGUGGGUAGCUGCCGAUCACAUGAUACCAAAGAGCUAAGAGAGGAAUGUGGGCAGGACUCCCUCUCACUCACUCACAACUCGGGGGAAAAAAACUUUGAUGCCCCAUAUCAUAACGAAUACCCUAUCUGCCCCCUCCCUCCUCAAGCCCUCAUAUGUGCAGCGAUGCCGAGGAGGGGAACGGGUGCUGCAGUGGAAGAGGCUGGGGGGGGCACAGAUAGUGGCUGCGUUUGAUCUGAAGGUCGCCAGCCCCUUGCUGGUGUUGAGAGAUCCUUGGCGGACGAGGCUGGCUCUUAUUUAAUAACAUGAAGGGGAAGCGGACCUUUCUCUCAUAAUUAGGCCUAAUUACCCAGUAGGUGUGGACAGACGGCCCAAGAAGAGACAAACUGCCUUUAUCCACGGACUUAGAGUCAGAUUACCCAGAGCUGUCUUAUCUGUUGCAGGGCCAGCAGGAGCCUCCAUCCUCCUCUCCUGCCUCUUCCCACUGGCUCCCAUGUCCAGCUCAGUAGCUGUAAGGUUGGGGUCUCCUAUUAUCCACACAUUGAUCACAUGAACCAGGGAUGUCUCGUCCCGCUCCGUCCCCCAUCUACACCCUGAGGGGGGCUGGUGGGCCACUCAACACCCUGCACUUUAGCUGCCUUGGAGGGGACACUCCCCUUCUAUUUUCUGGGUCAGGGAGUGGUGCCAUCCAUAUCUGGAACCUGAACAGCAGGAGGGCUGAGAAGAUUGUAGAAGGUCAUUCUGGUAGCUCGGUCAUUUGGGUCAACUCUCUGCAGUCGAAAGAUGCCCUCAUCAGUCAGGGACGGGACAUGCAGGUGUGUUUGUGGGACCUGGGAGAAGGUCGCAGUGAGCUAGUGGACUCGGUGUGGACCGACAGCGUUGGAUUCUGUCAGUGCUCCCUGUUGGAGUCGAGCCCUGGAAACUACCUGCUGGCGUUUGCUGGAAAACAGACAGAAGAGAUAAAGAUUAUUGAGCUGCCCAGUAAGACUCCAGUCUGCACCCUGGUCCCAGACGCUAAGCUGGGGAUGGUCAUGUGUAUCAAACUGUGGCAGCCAGAAUCGGGUCCCGGACCUCUCCUGUUGGCUGGAUACGAGGACGGCUCCCUGUUGCUGUGGGACGUAACCCAGAGGUCUAAGCUGAGCCAAGCCAAAGCCCACCCUGAACCCGUCAUGUGCCUGACCUUUGACACCAAGCGUCUGAGAGGCAUAUCAGGCUCCUCUGAGAAGAAGCUCACUUCCUGGACGCUGGACACACAGACCAACCUGCAGCUCCAGGACUGUGUGACGCUGGUGAACCCUGGGGUUUCCCACCUGUGCAUCAGGGACGACGGCAAGCUUCUGGCGUCAGCGGGCUGGGACACCAGAGUGCGGGUCUUUGGCUGGAAGAAGCUGCGGCCGCUGGCAGUGCUUCAAUACCACACUGACAUGGUGUUGAGCGUGGCCUUCUCAAACCACCAGGAUCCCAGACAGAGACUGCUGGCUGCUGGAUCCAAGGACCAGAGGAUCAGCCUGUGGUCAAUAUACAACGAAGGAGCUGACAACAGCUGAACCUCUGACACCUGGGAGGACACACAGACUUUCUCUCAAACCUUCUUAUCUGGCGUCUGCCCUGAUGCAAUGUGAUGCAACGGCUGCUCCAUAUUUUCGACAUUCUUGUAGUCAAAACUCUUUCUGCUUCAUGGUAAAAACCUGUUUCCCAACUUGCACCACAAAGAGGACUUUUCUGUUAUUCACCCUCAUUGAUAGAAAAGGGGUGGAGUUCAAUGCAACAACACCACAUCUCUUUAAUACUGCUUUAUAAAAUUCAAUCUGAACAUUAAACCCUUCAUGAAGUUAGGAUUUAAAGCAGAUCUAUAUUAUACUGCGUUAGAUUUUUUCACGGUCAUCUAAUCAACUGAUAAAUAACUUCUGGGAGCAACGGAUAACAUUUUGAGGUGUCCGGUGUAGAGAGUGGAUAUCCGGUCCAAGACGGCUGUACACUGUUUACAGUCUGAUGAGUCCACAGGAGUUGAACGUUUCUCCACACCAAACCAAAUUAAAUAACUUUUUGUAGAUGUUUUAAAGAACCAGACAACCUUUUGGCAAAUCUCAAUUAACAACUACCUGCAUAUGAAUGCAGAUAAAUUAAAAAGCUGAUGCAUUUCAGUCGAUGUUUUUCGCCUCUUUUACCUUUGGGCAACCAAAGCCUGCUCAAAUGUGAUUGGUCAAACUAGACACAGAAACCAGAAGGCUUCUGGACCAUAAAUCACCUACAGUUUGUUCAUAUAAGCAGAAUCUGUUUAUAGAGAUCAUAUAAACUGGUAACUGUCUUUGAAAGAUGCAUUGUGAUUAGGCAGUAAACAUGAAGUUGUAAAAAUGAAGACUGCAUUCUAUAUCAAGGCUGUAUCGUGUCAUAAUCCAGUAUUUUACAUUUAAAUUUAGCCUUUUACAGCUGCACAUCCAUUCUUGUGUUGUUAAUCCUGUUGAAACGGCUGCGGUCUUUUCAAAUAGUUAAUUAGGCUCCUGCAAAGUUGUUCAGCCCACUGUUUUCUAAAGGCUGAUGCGAUGCCCUGUGCAGCUAAAGUGAUUGUGUUGACUUAUCUGAUGGGAGAUUUGCUCCAGUGGACUUGAAUUUGAGGUGUACAACGCACCUGAGCGGCUAUGUAAUCCCGUGUUGUUAUUCUAGCAGGUCUUAGUUUAACACACAGGCGCUGCAGCCUGACCUGAGCUGUAUUUGUUUAACAAGGUUAAUCACAGCAGGGGUAGAGAAUAGAGGGAUGUUGUUUUAGUAAAGGUGCUCAUCUGCAGUUGGUGUUAUCUGUUUAUGAGCUGAUUUGUUUUUUUUAUUUACUUUAUAAAUCUUUUAAAAAAUUUGAAAAACAGAGAAGAAUGUACUCCUAACUUUCCACAAGUGACAUGUGGAAGAAUCUGUAUUUUAACAUAUUUUAUUGUAGACUGGUCGGACUCUAUCAAUAUGCUGGAUAAUGAUGCAUUUACUAUACAUGUUAUGCCAAAUACAGAUGUCUUUUUAAGAAACGGACGUUUGUCAAGAAAGAGGCCAGGGGUCUUGUUAUGAAAGUCCCAGAGAAAUAUAGAGGUGAUGUUUUUCUGUC